This is a messenger RNA of Alternaria conjuncta, 1221 nucleotides long. RefSeq lists its product as uncharacterized. The record is from RefSeq and is a predicted model, not a curated record. The transcript has a single exon. The coding region runs from base 1 to 1221 and encodes 406 amino acids. Lineage: Eukaryota; Fungi; Ascomycota; Dothideomycetes; Pleosporales; Pleosporaceae.
AUGUUCUUUUCGACCACCCUACUCGUGGCUUUCGCCGCCAGUGCCUCCGCGCACAUGAGGAUGAACAACCCCAAGCCCUUUGGCUUCUCGAGUCUCACCAGUUCACCAUUGGAGCCAGCCGACUUCCCAUGCAAGCAGCGACCAGGCGUUUACGAUGUCACAGAGAUGAACCAGUGGAACGCCGGCGAGACUCAAGUUAUUGACUUCCUUGGCUCCGCUGUCCACGGUGGUGGAUCAUGCCAAUUCUCCAUCACCACCGACCAGCAGCCAUCCGAAUCCUCCCAAUGGAAAGUCAUUCACAGUGUCGUUGGUGGCUGCCCAUCGAACGCGUCCGCUAAUCUCCCGAACGAGAACCCAGACGGUACCGAGGCUGCGACCUUCCCCGUUAAGAUGCCCGACAACAUCCCCGACGGCCAAUACACCUUCGCCUGGACAUGGCUUAACAAGAUUGGUAACCGUGAGUUCUACAUGAACUGCGCUCCUAUCCAAGUUGGAAGCGGCACUGGCAAGGCGUCUGCCGCAAGUGCAUCUGAGGCUCUCUCGUCUCUACCGGACAUGUUCGUCGCCAAUCUACCCUCCACUUCCUGCAGCACCGCCGAAAACGAAGACUUCAACUACCCCAACCCUGGUGAAAGCCUCACGGAAGGAAACGGUGCCCACCUUGGAGACACGCUCAACGGUGCCGGAUGCGACCAGAUGACUAAGAUGGGUGCUGGCAACGGGCAGAUUGGAACACCCACACAGCCCGAGGCUUCCCAACCCGCCUCCAGUGAGGCUCCUGCCGCUACUUCAGGUUACGCUGCGCCGCCGCCACCUAACGGUGGUGUCUUCGCUCCUGGUGCUUCUUCCGCUCCAGCUGCUGAGCCCACUCCUGCUGAGCCCACCGCCCCUGUCGCUUCACCUACUUCCACCUAUGUUGCUGAGCAGCCUAGCAGCGCUCCCGAGCAGCCAGCUUACAGCGCCCCCCCUCAAGCGCCCGAUAACAGCACCCCCAGCGCUCCUUCAAGCGGCAGUGACUGCACUCCCUGUGACAACGAUGGUGCUGUUGUAUGUAUCGGAUCCAACAUGUUCGGUCUUUGCAACCGCGGAUGCGCUGUUGCUCAGCCUCUCGCCAACGGCAUGUCCUGCUCUGGUGGUGCUGUCGUUGCUUCCGUCAAGCGAUCCGCCAAGUUCCCUCGCGCCCACCUCCACCGCCGCCACGGCUCGUCCCUCUUCAUCUAA